AUGAUUUACACGGCAAUAGACACAUUCUAUGUAACAGAGGAGGAGCUUAUAAACUCGCCUUCUCGAAAAGAUGGAAUCGAUGAACUUAGAGAAACAGCAUUACGAAUUCAUGGUUGUAAUCUGAUUCAAGAAAGCGGGAUUUUGCUCAGAUUACCUCAAUCUGUAAUGGCCACUGGACAAGUAUUAUUUCAUCGAUUUUAUUGCAAGAAAUCAUUCGCAAAUUUUAACAACGUGAAGAUAGUUGCUGCUACUUGUAUUUGGCUUGCAUCAAAACUCGAAGAAAUUCCAAGAAAAACUAGACAUGUAUGUAACGUUUUCCGCAGAAUGGAAUGCAAGAGAGAAAACUUAGUUGAAUGGAAACAUAUUGAUUUGAAAACAGAGCUAAUCAUCGAAACAGAGAUACAUGUUUUGAGAGAGAUUGGAUUUAUUUGUCAUGUUGAACAUCCACAUAAAUUUGUAUCGAUUUAUAUUGCGAUUCUUGAAAUUACAUGUCCAGAAUUGAAACAAGAAGCAUGGAAUCUUGCAAAUGAUAGUUUGCGCACAACAUUGUGUGUAAGAUUUAAGAGUGAAAUUGUAGCUUGUGGAGUUAUAUAUGCUGCAGCUCGUAGAUUUCAAGUGCCAUUACCAGAGAAUCCUCCUUGGUGGAUAGCAUUUGAUGCAGAUAAGCAUGGUAUAGAUGAAGUUUGUAGAGUUCUUGCUCAUCUUUACGAUAAAUUUAGAAUUUAA
This is a messenger RNA of Solanum verrucosum, 726 nucleotides long. RefSeq names its product cyclin-L1-1-like. The record is from RefSeq and is a predicted model, not a curated record. The transcript has a single exon. Gene Ontology annotation, biological process: regulation of transcription by RNA polymerase II. NCBI's taxonomy places the organism in Eukaryota, Viridiplantae, Streptophyta, Magnoliopsida, Solanales, Solanaceae. Gene Ontology annotation, molecular function: cyclin-dependent protein serine/threonine kinase regulator activity. Bases 1 to 726 code for a protein of 241 amino acids. Gene Ontology annotation, cellular component: nucleus.